AUGUCCUCCCAGAAUGGCUACAGCAGCAGAGAAAAGGAAUAUCUGGAAGAGCUGCAUAUGGGGAAGAACCUGAUUGUAAGCAUCCCCAGAGACACAGAUUGCCUGAGGCAUAUGAAGGUCCCCUACUUGGAUCAGAAUCACAUACAAGAUAUAUGCAAAGAACUGGGGGAGAUGAAAUCUCCUCUGAGCUUAGAUUUAAGUAACAAUCCCUCUCUUGUAGUUUGCAGCAAGUUGCAGUGCCUUUGUCAGCUCAGGCUUUACAAAACAAACUUGCAUGAAAUUCCAGUGCAGAUCUGUGGAUACCUCUAUCACAUUGAACUGCUUGGCCUUUCUGACAAUCAUCUCAAGUGUCUGCCUAAAGAAAGAGUAAACCAAAAAAAAAUCAAGGAAAUUUACCUCCAGAAAAAUAGAUUUGAAAGUUUUCCCAAGGAGCUUUGUCAUAUUGUUAAUUCAGAAAUAAUAGAUCUAGUACAAAAUAUAAUCCGUGUCAUCCCAGAAGAGGGAGGCUUUUUGACAAACCUAGUUAAGCCAUUUUUAGCUUUUAAUAACUUACCCUCCAUUCCUCCUACACUGCAACACUGCCAGAAGCUUGCUGUGCUGGAUCUGUCUCUUAACCUCCUGUACAAGCUUCCCCCAAGUUUGAAGAAUCUCACCAAAAUGAGACUGCUCAAACUGCUAACAGCCUGGAGAAGUUCCCACACCAGAUCUGCUGCUGGUCAUCCCUUUCCCAUGUUUAUAGUGAUAACUCCCUUGAUGAUAUUCCUAAAUGAAUAUGCACUAUGA
Messenger RNA from Melopsittacus undulatus (budgerigar), 783 nucleotides. It is a transcript of the gene LRRIQ4, whose product is annotated as leucine rich repeats and IQ motif containing 4. Gene Ontology annotation, biological process: signal transduction. The record is from RefSeq and is a predicted model, not a curated record. NCBI's taxonomy places the organism in Eukaryota, Metazoa, Chordata, Aves, Psittaciformes, Psittaculidae.